Alternaria hordeiaustralica is the source of this 522-nucleotide messenger RNA. RefSeq lists its product as uncharacterized. NCBI's taxonomy places the organism in Eukaryota, Fungi, Ascomycota, Dothideomycetes, Pleosporales, Pleosporaceae. Gene Ontology annotation, molecular function: acyltransferase activity, transferring groups other than amino-acyl groups. Bases 1 to 522 code for a protein of 173 amino acids. The transcript has a single exon. The record is from RefSeq and is a predicted model, not a curated record.
AUGGAAGUGGACAUUAAGAUUAAAGCAGUAUGGCGUCCGCUAUCCGCCGGUGACAUUGCCAGCCUCGUCCAAGUAGCUGAUAAGAUCCAUCCCGACCUCCCUGAAAGCGACGAAGUCUUCGCAGAACGCGCCAGGUUAUUCCCGCAAGGCUGCCAAGGUCUCUUUGACGAAACCGGUGGAAUUUGCGGAUAUAUGGUCUCGCAUCCCAUUCGCAAAUGCGAGCCCCCAGCUCUCAAUCAGCUUCUCGGCGAAAUCAGGCCGGAUGCGGAUCAGUACUACAUCCAUGACUUUGCUAUUCUGCCCGAAUUCCGUAGAUAUGGGCUCGCGCAUCAAUGUCUUCACGAGAGCUUGGAGAUUGUUGCUAAGGAAUAUGCAACUACUGGUCUUGUUUCCGUCUAUGGUACAGGAGACUUUUGGGGUCGAUAUGGUUUCAAGGCACCAGUAAUCGAUGAGGUAUUGGAGGGGAAGGUUCAAGGCUAUGGGGAUGGUGCGGUGUAUUUUGAACGCAAGAACGAGUCGUAG